AUGGCCCAGUCAUUUGAGGAUUUAUCAGUUGGAAACAAACCUGCUGUUUUGGAUGUUUCUCUGGACACAACUCCAUUUUUCAGCUUUGCAAGGGAUCUGGAGUACCUCGAAGAGGUGAAUGGUGACAGAGACAACACUGGUGAAAGACCGGACACAGGUGAUUUGUUUGGUGGUACAGAACCGGUGGAAGCAGACAGGUUUUCUCUGUUUAGUCCGACGACUUUGGCUGACGAUGAUGUUGCAAACCAGCAGUUGAAAAAACAUGACAGUGUAGGAGAACAGGAGUCGUUUCAACAGGUUGUUUCUCACACUGGGUUCAACUUUGAUGCAUCACUCAAUGUUGCCUUCAAUUCUGCAAACGCUGAACAACCCAAACAGAUAUGGGAGACUGGCAUUUGGAAACACAUCUUUGGAGAUGAUGAUACUCCUCUGGACUUUGAUGUUUGGGGGCCGCCGGUGACCAGACCUGCUCUUACAGCUUGGGGCGUGGAUAGUCGGAUUUUGGAGGCAGAUGUGAAGUGUCCAAACAAACGUUGCCAUGAGCCUACAUUCAACUUUCUGGAUGUGGUGUCGUUCAAACCUGAUGUGCCGUGGCAAGAACAGAGGGAAGCAGAUUUACAACGUGGCAUAAAGUUGUGGAUUGCGGUCACCAGCAGGUGGCAUGACGAGUGCUCCAUGGCACACAAGCUCAGAGAAAUGAGGGCAGAAGAAGAGGUCUUCAACAUGUUUGCACACGUCUUCAGUGGGCGUGCACCUGUCACAGUGCGGAAACGUGGAGCAGCAGUGCUUCGCAUUUGUGAUUACUUGGAGACCAACAUGUUGGAGGCCUUCCCCAUGCAAGAGAUCACAUUUUACAGUGCGGAAGUCAAAGUUGAAGUUGUAGUGUCAUCAGACGAGGAACAUGGUGAUGAAUUGCAGAAGAGUUCCAGUUCUGAUAGCACUUCAAGCUCUGAUUCAUCGUCAGGUGGCAUCCCAGAGAAUCAUGGACUGAAUAAGGUCUUUGCUCCGCCCAAGCCUCCAGAGGGUUUUCAGAGUUGGCAGCAUGCAAAACUGAAGACAGUUCAUUUGACUGAGCCGGGUUACUUCCGGGUCUUCGUUUGUGGACGACCUCAGCAUGCAUGUGCACCCUCUCAGACACAGUGGGAGUCAAAAAAGGGCCGCUCAUGGCUGACAGACCAGACGUGCCGAGAGUUGGGUUCACAUUCAGGUGGGAAACGGAAGUUGGUUUCACUACAGCCCAACUCGAACAACGAUGACGGGCGCAAAAGAAGAUGUGGUGGCAAGGGCACUUUUGUCCAAGACAACAACUUGCCUACACGGCCCAAGCCACAAGACAUGGUGCCAGGUGACCACCCUAAGGGUAUACGGUCCUCAGAAUUUACAAUGCAAUAUGGCAGCAAAUUUUCAGGCAAACUGCUGGGUGAUCUUAUUUUUGUGGAAAUUUGUGCAGGCAGUGCCAGGCUGACCCGAACUGCCAGGGAAGCUGGGUUCAAUGGAAUUGCCGUGGACCACACAGACAAGAGGACUUGCGGCAUUGAUAUUUGCAUUUUUGAACUGGAAGAUCAAGAGCAGGUCAAUGACCUUUGUGCUUUCCUGGAGGCGGAGGCGGAAAACAUUGCUGCAGUUUGGAUCGCUCCUUCAUGUGGCACAGCUAGUAAGGCGCGUGAGAGGCGCCUACCACAAUUGGCGCGACUGGGCAUACAAGUGCCCAUUCCUUUGCGGUCCAAUGAACAACCGGACCAAAUAGAUGGCCUUGCAGACACUGACAAACUCAAAGUUGAGAAGGCUAACAUGCUUUACAAUGCGGUGGAGCAGAUCACUCGCACAACCUGCAGGGCAAACAUUUUCACUGGCAUUGAAAACCCUGGCAACAGCCAUUACUGGGGGACAACACCGAUGCAAAGCAUCAUGCAAGAGUUUGAACAGAUGCAACACCCUGAUGCGGACGCUGCCGGUCGCAUUGCCUUGGGAGCACUCCCGAGAGGGACCAAAGUUCGCCCUCUCGUGGCUGAGUUUGGGGGCUUUGUUGCAGCCGUAGCACCUCUACAACAAACAACCGCGGUGGAAACCUUCAUUUCUUCACUUCCGAAGGGUUCAAAAAUCACUUCACGACAGGUGCGGAAAAGGGGCGAGUUGCGGGUCGUGCAAGAGGGGUACACUUUUUUGGCUGGUUCUGAUGACAUCCGAGAGGAUGACAUGGUUGAGUUGUGCUGGAUUGGAAUACCUAGCACCCCUGGCCAAUUUGUUGAAAGAGCCAGACAGGCAGGCCACCCACGAGGACUCGAUGUUCACGUGGACGAUGCAAUGCAAGAGGUGGUAAAACAGAACCUUGUAGACCCUCCAUACAUGUUGGCCAAAAAGAGGGUGCAAUACAUGAAAAAAUGGACGGCGAGAGCAAAGGAGCUUGCUGUGCAGGAACAACAGCUAAGGGACAAGAUGCCUGAGCAUGUCAGAGACGUGGUGGGGCAGAAACGUUUGCUUUUGAUGGGCGAGAUGCUGGAGGAGCUUGGCUAUCCUGAUGACAAGCUCACUAGUGACAUAGCAAGUGGGUUCAGGCUGAGUGGAUACAUGACGAAGUCCAACGUUUUCAGAGCCAGGUCAAAGAGGCCUGCAAUGACUAUGGAGACCCUCAGGAAGCUUGGAAAGUCCUUUAACUCCAAGAACCUUGCAGCUCUUGGCAAGCGCCAGGACCCUGAACUGGAAGAGUCGACCUGGAAGGAAACACAGGUUGAGCUGGAGAAAGUGCCUGCCUUGUGGGGAGUGGAACAGCCUGGCAAUGGAUCUACAUCGGAUUCAAGUGGCAAACGUAAGUUUGAACAGUGUUGCACUUACAUGGAGGUGGUCUCGUUCAGACCUGAUGUGCCCUGGAAGGAGCAGCGUGAAGCUGAUUUGCAGAGAGGGCUUAACUUGUGGAUGGCAGAGUUGUUGAAGCUCCAUGCCAUGGUGGAGGACCCUUCAGAUAGCUGGAACGCUCUUUUCGCAGGGGCUGCAUUGCUGUGCUGUUACUGCAGAGGCAGGUGGGGCGAUUUGAUGAGGAGUGAAAUGGCAUUCCUUGACUACGAUGAUACAGGACGCCCUGCCUUCCUUGAAACUCGAACAGGGAGGCACAAGACAAUGGCAGCCCAGAUGCACAGGCACCAAUUCCUCCCAAUGGUGGCUCCAGUCAGAGGGGUCAAUGGUAAGGACUGGGCUACCCCAUGGGUCGAACUUCGAAGAGCCAAAGGGUUGUCCUUUCCACCGGAAGGGUUGGUGAUGCCGGCACCGGAUCAACAUGGACAGGCCACGGAAAGGCCGUUGGAGUCUGGAGAGUGUGGUAAGUGGUUGCGAAAGCUGCUGGAGAUUGCACCAACAGCAGGGAACCAAGAUGGUCGCCGAGUCAGCAGCCACAGCCUCAAAUGCACCAUGCUGUCAUUUGCAGCAAAGCGUGGGUUACCUACUGUCUUUGGUGGAGGCUUUACUUUAGGACAGGCCUCAUUGCUGCGGAGGCUCCACUUUGAGUCGACUACAUUGAUGAUAGCCUCGGUCAAGCAGAGAGUUGAUGGAGAGGCUUCAGAUCGACCUGACAGUGUCAAGCGCAUACCUGUCGCAGAAAAGCGCUAUAGGCUUGAACAGCAGGAACAGAUGGACCAGUUGGUGCGUGCAGAUCGAGAGUUGUGGACCUUGCUGGCACAAGAGCACAAGGGAACACUGAAAGUGAAUGCGGCCGGCGAGAUUCCGCUGGAAGGCCUUUUCAAGCGCUUUUGUCAAGAUCCUCGCAUUACCAUGUUCCUUUUGCCUGCUCCUGCCGGGGCCAAAACAACAGACAAGGAGAACAUCACGAAGAGACCAACUGCGGCGUACCCUUUUGUGCUGUGCGAGCGGAUCAUUGAUUGCAUCAAACACAAAGUGCUAUCGUAUGGGGCCAUACAGUCCAACAACUUAGAGCAGCAACUCCAGCAGCCAGACGCCGAUGCAGCUGGCCGCAUUGCCCUUGGUUCACUGCCCCGAGGUGCCAAAGUUAAGCCGCUGGUUGCAGAGUUUGGUUCCUUUACAGCGGCUGUUGCGCCUGUACAACAGUCACUUUGUGUUGAAGAAUUUUUGAAACAGCAGCCCAAAGGGAGCAAAAUCACCUCUCGACAGCUUCUGACAAGGGGAGAAAUUCGGGUCGAGGGUGAGGGUGUUUCUCACCAUUUUCUUGCCAACUCAAAGGAGCUGCCAGACGACGCCAUGGUUGAAAUGUGUUGGAUAGGUGUGCCAAGCGAUCCAGACGAUUUUGUUCAGCGAGCUUUGAGAGCGGGGCACCCACGAGGGUUGGAUGUCCAUGUGGAUGCAGCCAUGGCCUCAGUAGUGAAGGCAAACCUGGUUGACCCACCUUUUUGUUUGGCCAAGAAGCGAGUUGAGUUCAUGAAAAAGUGGACAGCGAGAGCCCAAGACCUGAAACUGGAGGAGGAAAAGUUCAGAGAAAAGAUGCCGGAACACGUCAGAAAUGUUCUUGGCAACAAGAAUGUGGAGGCUUUGCGCAAGCGACAAGAUGCAGAGCUGGAGGAGCAAACCUGGCAAGAGACAGAGGAAGAGUUGCGCAAAGGUUGGAUUUUCAUCGACGACUCAGAGGACGCUGAGAAGCUCAGAGGCAGGAUGAUCUUCUUCGAAGGUUUCACCUUUGGAAGAGUUGCUAACUCAUCCACGAAGUCUUUGGGACGCUUCUGUGGAAGCUCGAACAAGCCCAAACCUCUGGAUGCUGAGAUGACCAGGGCCCUUGAGUUUUUGCAGCAGAGAAUAAGCGAGGGUCGGCCGCUCAAAAUAGAGCGAAACUUGCACAGCACCUGGCUGGUCUUCACGGACGGCGCUUGCAAUCAGGAAGAAUUGAAAGGGUCGGUUGGUGGAGUCCUUUACGACCCAUCUGGAGCCUGCGUUGGAUACUUUGGUGUCCUGGCGAAGGGUGCGACCCUAACCAACAUUGAUUGGGAGAAGGUUCCAC
Cladocopium goreaui is the source of this 4957-nucleotide messenger RNA. NCBI's taxonomy places the organism in Eukaryota, Dinophyceae, Suessiales, Symbiodiniaceae. The record is from the annotation of a GenBank genome assembly.